Molecule: messenger RNA, 1311 nt
Organism: Durusdinium trenchii
Lineage: Eukaryota; Dinophyceae; Suessiales; Symbiodiniaceae
Source: the annotation of a GenBank genome assembly
AUGCCGUUGCCGAGCAAGGAAGAACAUCGGGCGCUCAUCGGUUUACCGGACAAGGGCCGAAGAGUCGUCUCUUUGACCAAGCAAUCCACGGUGGAUACGCUCUUGUAUGGCAGAGAUCUGGACGGCUCCGGUGAAAGUCCUCAUCGAGGAUUUAUGCAGACGAUGCAUGCUGCAGGCUAUGCUGGUGAACCCUCUGGGCACAAAGAUGCAAAGCAGGAGAACAGGAAAAGACGAGCCGUCUUAAAUUGCAGUUCCCAACUGGCACACCAUGACGGGCAAAAAAGUCCACAUGAAGAAUUCAUGACUCGAUUUGCCGAUUGUGCCGGUGCCCGAAACACAGAAGCCCGAUUCAAACCUUUGAGGGCACCAGGGAUUGCACACACACAGUCCAUGGGUGACAUUAUGAAUGGACUGGGAUCAAGCAGGGUUGAGCGGACACCACGUGGAAUACGGAUUAAAGAUAUGAGUGCCGCAGGAAAGAAAUCCGAAAGACCUGAGGGGAAAUCGUGUGUAACAGCAGCAGCACGAUGUCUUCAGAGUUCCUUGCAACUUGGCGAGUCCGAGCAUCCCUGCAGCCAUUUUGACGGCGAGUUCUUCGGUGACUAUGCUGGUCGCGCCGCGAAGCCAAAGCCAACUGAACGGUCUUCGGUCGCUUUGAAAAGCCUUUGCGUCGUCGAUAAGCUAUUGUAUGGCCGAGAUUUGUCAUUUCAAAGUGAAGACAGCUUGGUCCAGUACGCAGAGCGAUAUUCUGGCUACGCUGGAAAUUCCUGGAAGAUCCCAAAGAAGUUCAAGCAAGAAGCAGUCGCUGCCACUGCAGGCUACCCAGAAAAUCCCGAACUCCCCGGAAGCCUGGAAAGCCCUAUGCCAGUGGCACCAGCGGCUCAAACUCAGAGCUUGCAGGGAAAGGACUUUCAAGCGCAUGAUGCGGAAGCCUGUGAAACGGAGGCCGAUGAAGUUGGGGAGGUGGAGACCAACCUGGAGUCUCCUCCCCAGGCCCUGGAGUCUCCUUCGUUAGCUUCGGAAGCUCCUCAAACUCCUCAGGUGACCUUUGACUUGGGAGAGCCAGAUGCCCAGAUCAACGAUGAGUGUGCAGCUCCUGAAGGGAUCACACCGGACACACCGAACACUGUGCCAAUCGAAGGUCCAAAAGACCUGAGAGAGGAAGUCCUGAUGAUGAAGACCAUCGAAGCGGGGAAAGAGCCUAGCCGAUUGACCCCCUUUGGUGUGAGAAGAAGUUCAGGCUGGAGCUCCAGUCGAUCCAGUGGCUCCAGAACCUCUUCACUUUCGGGGCAAAGACCUCGGUGGCAGUGA